Molecule: messenger RNA, 5494 nt
Organism: Misgurnus anguillicaudatus (oriental weatherfish)
Lineage: Eukaryota; Metazoa; Chordata; Actinopteri; Cypriniformes; Cobitidae
Gene: wapla
Product: WAPL cohesin release factor a
Source: RefSeq, a predicted model, not a curated record
AUUUCCUCCUAUCCGAAAUAUGUUUCCUGCAUGUUCCGUUAGUGCGUGCACCUCUGAUUGGUUGACUCGCGUUCUGCUGUGACGCUAGACUUUUAGUCCGGUGAAGGAGGGGCGACUCUAAUGGCGCAUCGCAGCCCGACCGAUCCAGAUCCCCACAAAUAAACAACUGCAGUCGUUUACGAUCGUGCCUAAUUUGUGCGCCUGUCGGUCGCGCCGUGCCGUAGCCGUGCUUCGCGAAUUUGCUCAUUGAGCAGAUCGGCUGGGUUUGUUUUUACCGGCUGUUCGGAGCGCAGAGGCCCAGAGGAAAGACGGCGAAUCGAGAAUAUGUAAGAAGUGUCACCAUGACAUCCAGAUUCAGUAAAACCUACACUCGGAAGGGAGGAGAGGCCAGCUCGAAGUUUGACGAGGUGUUUUCCAAUAAGAAGGCAACGCUUAGCACCAAAUGGGGAGAGACCACCUAUAAAGCUCAAUUGGGGGUCAAACGGCCCUCGUUCAAGCCAGAGGUCCCAGAGCUGACCAAACGGUCCCGAUUUGAUGAUGACGACAGCUCAGAGGACCCGUUCGGCUUCGACAGCGAUGACGAGUCCAAAACCAUCAAGUCCAGCGGUACACCCCAGUCUGAGACGAGCUCAGAUGCGGCGGGGUCCGAGAACGAGCAGUCCAAACCCCAGACAACAGUGGUCAGAGAAAGCACUUCGAACGUCAACAGAGGUGUGGUUGCUCCAAACAGCCCAGCUAAAACGAUUGCGGCAUCAUCGCACGCUGCCGUCGGAGGGGCUUGGAGUAAAUCCAGCAUUCCUGUAAGCAAACCACUCUCCCAGACUUCUAGCUUAAAAACCCACAGUAGGAACUUCUCGGAUGAUUGGGACUCUCCUGAGGAGGACUCAUCACCGGGUGCCGGGGAGGGAAGUUCUCAAGAUGGACUCAAGAGCUCGGAGCCAUGCCCCACUGAGCCGGAACCUCCGGCAGAACCCGUCGACUUUGAACAGCUUCCGCUUCUUAAACCGUCCAGCGAUAGAGUUUACAAACGACCCAACCGGAAUAAAGGGUCUGAUAGCGGUGAUGCGGUGACCUCUGUUGUGAGUUCUUCGCCGGCGCCUGCCCUCGCGAACAGUGUCAGUGCGGGAGUUUCUGGGACUACGGAGGUCAAACCUGCCGGUCGAGGCCGAGUGAGGGACUACACGAUUCUUCAUCCGUCCUGUGUGUCGGUGUGUAACGUCACCAUCCAGGACUCGAUCGAACGAAGUGUGGAUGAAUUAGUCACCCCGGUGCAAGCUGAUAUCGGAGAGGCAGGAACUUUUAGGAAGAAAACGGACACACAGCCUGCCAAGCCUACCAGGUUCAGGCCCACACAGAAUAAAAGCAAAAAAGAGACGAAACUGGAGUUUUUCGGCUUUGAGGAGAAUGACGUUCAGGAUGCAGACGGAGAGGCCACUGUGUCCGGCAGCACCAGCUACAAGAUCAAAUACUUUGGUUUUGACGAUCUGAGCGAGAGCGACAGUGAGGAAGAGGACGAUUCAGAAGCUAAAGAGAAGAAGGAAAAGAAAGCUAUGGCCCUGUCGACCAGCGCUGACAGCCCGCAGAGCAACCACUCACAGGAGAGUCAACAGAGCCAAAGCAGCGCAAACACAGACUCUCAAGAGUCGUUGGAUGAGACGGGCUCCUCGGGCUCACAGAAGGAACAGCAGGGAAAGCAGAGCGACAAAUCAAAAGAGAUUGGACGCAAGAUCUUCAGCAAGCCAAAAAAAUCUCCUGCUAAAGCCGUAUAUAACGCCCGUCACUGGAAUCAACCCGAAGCGGAGGAAGUGCCGGCUCCCGUUUCCUCUCACACCAUGCCAGCACCUAAGCCCAGUGUGUCAAGCGGCAACAAGGAUACGAAUUCCCAUAAGGACGACGGAGUGUUUAAAGCCCCGCCCCCUCCUCCUAAAGUCAUUAAGUCGGUGACUAUGCCCACUGAGCCAUACCAUGACAUUGUCACUGCACUUAAAUGCAGAAAGGAGCACAAAGAGCUAUACACGGUGGUCCAACAUGUGAAGCACUUUAAUGAUGUGGUGGAGUUUGGGGAGAAUCAGGAGUUCACAGAUGACUUUGAGUAUCUGGAGACGGGAUUGAAGAGCACACAACCACUCAACACACGCUGCCUUAGUAUAAUCAGUUUGGCCGCACGCUGUGCCGUGCCGAGUUUUCGCAUGCACUUGAGGGCCAGAGGGAAGGUGGCCCAGGUCUUUAAAAUGCUCAGUGAUUCCCAACAGCACCCGAACCUGGCUCUGUGCACAGCGUCUCUGAUGUACAUAUUGAGUCGAGACCGGCUGAACAUGGAUUUAGACCGGUCUUGUCUGGAGCUGAUGAUCAGGCUGCUGGAACUUGAGCAGGAUGACUCUGUUGCAGACCAGCUGACAGCUAAAGAGAUGAGCAAAGUUAAAGAGAAGAUUCGUAAACUCUGUGAAACGGUGCACAACAAACAUCUGGACCUGGAGAACAUCACCACGGGUCAUUUAGCUAUGGAGACACUUCUGUCUCUUACGUCGAAGCGAGCCGGAGACUGGUUUAAAGAAGAGCUGCGUUUACUGGGCGGACUGGAUCACAUUGUUGAUAAAGUAAAAGAGUGUGUGGAGAACUUGAGUAAAGAAGAAGAUAAAGAGAGUUUGGUGGCGUCUCUCUGGGGAGCUGAACGCUGUUUGCGGGUUUUGGAGAGUGUAUCUGUGCACAACCCAGAGAACCAGGCUUAUCUGAUCGCUUACAAAGACUCCCAGCUCAUAGUGUCCUCAGCAAGGGCUCUGCACCAUUGUGAACAGAUGAUCCAGCGUUACAGUCGAGAGGUAUCUUCAUCAUCUGACUCCGCCCUCUCGCAUAGCAGUCAUAGCAACGUGGGUAAAGCUGUGGAGGAUUGUAUGAGGGCUGUUAUUGGGGUUCUGCUCAACCUCACACAUGAUAACGAAUGGGGCAGUACCAAAACAGGUGAGCAAGAUGGUCUGAUUCUGACAGCUUUGGACUCCGUUCUCAAGGUUCCUCGCUAUUUGCCUCAGGAGCAGAGAUUCGAUAUUCGCGUGCUGGGUCUUGGUCUUUUAAUAAAUCUGGUGGAGUACAGCGCCAGAAACCGACACUAUCUGGUGGAGAUGGAGGUGGAUAUGAGCUACCUGAAUGAUACGGAGGUAUCCGUGAAGACCGAGAAUGAUGUGCAGAUGAAAGGAGAGGAGGAGACGAAGACUGAAGAGCAAAAAGAGGGCGAGAAGGGAACCACAACACAGAAGUCAAUGUUCAAUGCCCUGGUGGCUCUGGUGCAGCUCUUUCUGGAACGAGAGCAAGCUGCCGUGUUAGCUGAGGCGCAGACUGAUGAUCUCAUCAGCGAGGCGCCCAAAGCUCAGGCGGACCAGAGCGGAGAAUGGCAAGAAACCUCAGGAGAGAUCCAGUGGGUCGAAUCAGAAACCAAUGACACGAAUGACAAGAAUGACAAGAAGGAGGAAGAGGAAGAAGAGCUCGAUCUCAACAAAGCACUGCAGCAUGCUGGGAAACACAUGGAGGACAGCAUUGUGGCAUCAUAUACAGCUCUUCUGCUUGGGUGUCUAUGUCAGGAGAGUCCGAGUAAUGUGAAAACGGUGCGGGAAAGCCUUCCUAAGGGAGAUUUCUCUAUCAUGACUGAAAUGCUAAAGAAAUUUCUUAAUUUCAUGAAUUUGACAUGUUCUGUUGGAACUACAGGACAGAAGUCUAUCUCACGGGUGAUUGAUUAUUUGGAGCACUGUUAGCAGAGGUGUCCCUCUUCCGUGGGAUAAAUCUGGACCUGGCAACGUGCCUUAGGCCCUUCAGGACAGGAGACAGCAGCUCUGGUGGUAAAGGUGGUUCAGUGUCGCUUCAGUCAAGCCACCCAAGUGUCUGCAUUUUCACUCAUUUUGUGUUCUCAUGAUAUUUUAGUUUUAAAGAACCGAUCCUCGUGUUAAAUGCAAACCGGGCUUUGUAUUGGAACAAAAGAAUGUUGGACAAAAAGAAUGAAUUGUGUUUGUUUUUGGUAUAAUAAGGAUUUACACUAAACUUAUCUGUAACUUAUUGAUUUUUUUUAUCGUGAAACCGGGUUUUCUUUACACCUGGCAUUAACAUGACAGGUUUCCCAGACAUGGUUUAGAUUAAUCCAGGACUAAGCCUUAGUUAUAUUAGGACAUUCAAGUAGUUUUUACAAACAUACCUAACAAAAACAAUACUGGUGUGCUUCUUGAGAUAAAACGAUGGCAAUGAUAUAUGUUAAGAUAUGUCAGGGGCAACAGGUUUUUAAAUUAAGACAGCUCAAACAUGCAUUUUAGUUGGGACUAGGAUGAGCCCUGCCCCCCCAAAAUGCCCCCACAAUUGGAUUUCACUUGCCCACAUUUAAAGCCAUACCGUGUAAAUGGAUCUGGUCAUUGAAACAACUUUGGGAGGUGAUCAGGGGCUGUUUCACAAAGCACAGCGAUUUUGUUUAGUUCUGCUUUUUAAAAGUGGGGGAAGCAAACAUUUCAAUGGACAACGCAUAUGAAACACUAAAUUUGUCUUUUUUUUUCUGGUUCUAAAAAUUAGGGAUGUAACGAUGUCAAAGGUGACAUUGGAGUAAAAAAAUCUAAAGUUUAGUUUCAUGUGCUGACGCAAAACCUUUAUGUGCAGAAUUUUUUUUUUAAGUUUAGUUUCGUGCGCGCACAUGAAACUUUCACACGAGCACGCGAAACUAAAUGCGGUAGUUUCACGUGCGCACGCAAAACUAAACUUUAUUUAAUUUAUUUAAUGUUCCUUUAGGGGCUCCGUAGGUAUGCACGAUUUUUUUUUUUCUUUUUUUUUUUGCUCAAUACCGAUAUUAAACGGCCAACUAUUGGCCGAUAUUAAACGCUUGUAUACAAUACAAUACAGUUGGCCAAUAGCUAGUUUAUUUCUGCAUCAAAUUAUUUUUACUGAACAUGGAUUAGAUCUAUUUAACAUUCAACUGACCAACAUAAUAAGAGAGGCAAGAAGUAAGAUAAAGAUUUUGCAAUUUUUUUUCUGGUCUUUAUCCGAGAUUUGAAAAAAAGCGUAGAUAGCAGACAUUUUCCAAAAUACCCUUACUCUGACCGCAGAUUUCACAUGAAUAAGUAAUUCCUCACGUUUUUUCCCAUCGCUCGUCUGACAAACUAUAAUUUGUACAGAUUUUAUUUUGUUUUGGGAAGUAUUUAAUUAUUUUGAUAAUAAUUUUUUAAAAUGCUGGAUUAUGCAACAGACAUGCAACUUAUUGCCUUCACACAGUAAAUUAAUAAACAAUCGGUAUCUGCCUUUCUCGUGCUAUUGCUGAUAUGCCGAAGGUUUAAAAUUCAUCAAAAAUCGGCCGAUACAUAUCGGCGGCCGAUACAUCGGUGCAUCACUACUAAAGAUGAUAGAAGUAUUGAAAAGAUGGACCUUCGUGUCCUUUGUGGCUUUUUGAUCAUCCAUCUCCUACGCUGCAAAAAAUGGUUUUCAAGAAAAAAAAUCUCAAAUUAAGAUUCUUUUUCUUGAUGAGCAAAACGAC